GACGGGCGGCGGUCUGACGAUGGUCUGACGGUUGUGAUAUAUUAGUUAAAAUUGUGAUAAUGCUAGCGUAAAAUACUAUUUAAAUCGAUCAUUCAACCAAAAUAUGUUGCGAUGUCUUCGGUUCAUUAAUUAAUGACUCACCUUUUAUCAGUUAUGUGAUAAAACCGCAUCGUAGUGCACGGCUCCAGACCUAAAGAAAUCAGUCGAUAUUAUGUGGCCGGAAAAUAAAAGAGAUAUCGAAAUCCUACAAUUAUGAUGCCUAUGGUGUAUACGGUUUACGGUUUUGCUAUAUUUUUUAUGAUCGCGUGGGUCUGCCUGUGGUUAAUUCACAUAAUGGCUCUCUCGUACUGCAAGUGGAAGCUGCACCGGAGCGUGGAGCGGGCCCCACCGGAGCAGCCCUACCUCGGCGUCUCUAUACUGAAGCCGCUCACCGGCGUGGAUCCGAAUCUAUUCUCCAACUUGGAGACGUUCUUCACCCUGGACUACCCGACGUACGAGCUGCUGUUCUGCGUGGAGAGCGAGCACGACCCCGCCGUGAUGCUCGUCAACAGCCUGCUGCAGAAGUACCCGCAGACGGACGCCCAGCUCUUCGUCGGGGGCGUGAGCGUCGGCGUUAACCCGAAGAUCAACAACAUGCAGCCGGCGUACCUGGCGGCCAAGUACCCGCUCGUGCUCGUGAGCGACUCGGGCAUCCGCAUGCGCGAGGACACGCUGCUGGAUAUGGUGCAGCACAUGGCGCCGGACGUGGCCAUCGUGCACCAGAUGCCAUUCACGUGCGACGCGGAGGGUUUCGCCGCUGUCUACGAGAAGGUGUACUUCGGUACGGCGCAGGCGCGCAUGUACCUGGGCGCCGACUUCCUCGGCAUCAACUGCCACACCGGCAUGUCUUCGCUCGUGCGCCGCUGCGCUCUGGAAGAGGCGGGCGGCCUGGCCGCCUUCGGGGAGUACCUGGCCGAGGACUUUUUCAUGGCGAAGGCCAUCGUGGCGCGGGGGUGGAGGAUGAGGGUGGCGUCGCUGCCUGCGCUGCAGAAUUCGGGCGCCAAAUCGGUGGGCGGGCUGCAGGCGCGGCUGACUCGUUGGGCGCGGCUGCGCAUCGCCAUGGUGCCGACGACGGCGCUGUUGGAGCCGCUGAGCGAGUGCCUGCCCCUGGGCGCGGGCGCGGCGUGGGCGGCGGGCGUGCUGUUGGGCGCGGAGCCGCUGCCGUUCUUCCUGGUGCACGUUCUGGUGUGGUUCCUGUCGGACUGGCUGAUGCUGCGGGCGGUGCAGAAUGGCUCGCCACCUUUCACCAAGGUGGAGUUCCUGCUGGGGUGGGUGUGGAGUGAGUGUUGUGCCCCUUUCGUGCUGGCGGCGGCGUUACUCAACUGUGAGAUUUCGUGGCGGACUCGUACGUACAGGCUGGACUGGGGCGGGCGAGCCCAUGAACUGAAACCCAAACUCAAAUUCUAAGUCCCUCCCCUUGUUUAUAUGAAGCUUUAAUUUUAUGUACAAUAUUAGGACCGAGCAAAACAGAUAUAUAGUGCGAUGGAUUUAUAUUUUUAGCAUUAAGUUUUUUAUUUAAUUUAUAGUUUUGUAGUGACCUGCGUAUGAUUGUUGUUUUGUAGGUUUGUACAUUUUAAAAUAAUUUGUAAUAAAAUGUUGAUUGUUUAUCUACUGAGUAUUUCAUAGUACUAUGUACUAUUUAUACAUAUUGUGCAAGAUAAAAGCAACUAUAACAGAGACAACCAUCAUUAAAGGGAUGAGAAACUCUAGUAAAUUAUUGGAUAAUUGAAUGAAUGGAUAAUUGGGCUUUCACUCAAAUAAUUACUUUAAUCACUUUUUUUUAUAUAAACAAUUGUCACUUUACUAUAAUAAUUGGUUUAAGUUGUAACACUUUUCCUUUUGAUCAUCUAGAUUUUUUAAAUCUUCAAAAUAAUAUGUCAUAAUAAAAGUGUUAGGGACUAUCAGCAGGUCCCGUUGUCAAUUAGUUUCUACUGCAGUCCUACCCUGCAGGCUGCAGCAACUCAUGAUCACAUAAACUAUUAGUAUUGAACAAUGAACAUAUAAAUCUGUUGUAAAUGUUAGCAGACAAUUUUAUUUAUUACUUUGAAAUUAGAAUUGAUUGCAUCUACUACCUACGCAGCUAUGGACUUAUAAUAUAAUAUUUUGGUUACUAGUUACUACUAUUACUAUUUUGGUUCGGGGAACUUGUGUCCAUACUGCAUACUCAUAUGUAUAGGGUGGGCUCCACCACUGUAGAGAAGCAUCUUGUGACUCAUUCGUUGACGUAUGUGAGUAAACGAGUCUACCGCAUUAUGAAUCACCUUAUCUGGCUGAUAAACUCCUAUCACAAUACUGUUUAUUUUUAUCAAAUUGAUCGCGACUGCCAUAUAUAAAAAAAAGUUUCUCCAAACUACAAGGGUUAUAAUAUGUAAUUAUGUACAAUGAUUAUGUAAAAUAAGGAUAUUUUCUCAACUUUUAUUUUAAUGUUACUUAAAAAUACGAUAGAUGUCCAAGAAUCCGCGAUCGAAGGAAAUACAAUAGUAGUAAAAUUGUGCUUGCAAAACGAUGCCUAUUGUAGAAAUUAUAAUUUUUAUGGAAAAAAAUUUGUUUAAUAACUUAUUUUACUUACAGAACCGAUUAUUGUAAGGGCCAGAAAUUAUGCUACUUACCACUGACAUAAGUUCUACGUAGUACGUACUUAUAACCUCAGUGCUAAUUGCUAAAUAAAGCUGUGUAUUAAAAAAUGUGCUGGAUGCUGACCAUUGCUUGUGGUUUAUUUGUAUAUAUUGUCCCGGCUUCUGUUGUAGGAGGCCGCAUCUGACAGCUACAGGUGUUGUGGGUUCAUUUUCAAGGUCCGGACCGCAUAAAUGUGAUUUGUUUCUUAAUAAUAAUUUUAAAUCUUAAUGACUGUUGUAAACUUCUCAACAAUUUGUUACAGGGUGAUUUAGCAUAAAUUAACAAAUUUUAGUUUAUAUUUACGUGCCUUUGGAUGUUUGUUUUUGUUUUUGGUCUCGGUCUAAGGUGGGACCAAAAAUACUUCCUAAUUAUUUGUUAAACAAAGACUGGGCUGACAUUAUCCGAAGGCGCUCACUUACAGUGCCAUUUAUUUUGUAUCACAACGUAACCUUGAAAUUAUAAUAAGUAUUAGGUACCAAUAUUUAUUAUUGCCGAUAAUAACAAUUAAUAAGUUACAUCUAAAAUUAUGUAAGUAUAAUAAUUAUUGUAUCGUGUUGUAUCCAGUCUCAAUCGUGAACUGGGGGGUUAGUAAGACUAAUGAUAUUUUUCCGUUUUUACAAGACAUGCGUGAAGUAAUAAUACCUAUAGUUUACAUAAAGUAUAAUGUAAUAUCGGCCUUGAACAACAUAAAUGUAAUAAACAUCUACUU
This is a messenger RNA of Aricia agestis (brown argus), 3364 nucleotides long. RefSeq names its product ceramide glucosyltransferase (gene GlcT). NCBI's taxonomy places the organism in Eukaryota, Metazoa, Arthropoda, Insecta, Lepidoptera, Lycaenidae. The record is from RefSeq and is a predicted model, not a curated record. Gene Ontology annotation, cellular component: membrane. Gene Ontology annotation, molecular function: ceramide glucosyltransferase activity. Gene Ontology annotation, biological process: glucosylceramide biosynthetic process. The coding region runs from base 253 to 1446 and encodes 397 amino acids. The transcript has a single exon.